Messenger RNA from Racocetra fulgida, 797 nucleotides. The record is from the annotation of a GenBank genome assembly. NCBI's taxonomy places the organism in Eukaryota, Fungi, Glomeromycota, Glomeromycetes, Diversisporales, Gigasporaceae.
AAUCUUGCAAAUAACGUACUUUUUGGCGCAAAAGAACCUUUUAUGAUUGUUCUUAACGAGUUUUUAAAUGAUAAUAUUGUUAAAGUAACUGCAUUCUUGGAAGAAAUUUCUAAAUUGCCAAAUAUUCCAUCGUUCUCAGAUACAAGGACAGGUGAUCAAGGCAAUAUUCGUAAGUUGGAUGAGACCGAUCGAAAGGCGCUUCAUAAGUAUUUAAUUGAAAACCAAGAAAAAAUGGCCAAAGAUUUACAAACGCGUAGAGUUAAAUCUAUAAAUCCUGCUAGUUCCGCAAAUAUUAUACUUGAUCAGGCUCAAACAAGCAAAAAAGCAUGGGAUAAAAUUUCUACAUUACUAGCUCAUCUUGGUCCUCCAGCUGAGAGUCAAAAGAAAGACUUGUUUCAGAGCAAUAAUAAUCGUCAUUUUGAGACAAAUCAUCAGCUUUUCACUGAAUUUAUGCAUCGAAAUGCUAAUCGUUCAGUUGAUUCUAUAAUAUCAAAAUCAUUAUUUUAUGAUGGUGCCUUAUCAAAGGUAAUUGAACCAUAUAUCUCUAAACCAUACGAACUGCUGGUUGAUGUUACACAAUUUGGACAAGCAAAUGAAGUACAAUCCCAAUGGGUGCAACAAUUCAUGCAAAUUCUUCCAUUUAAUGCCAUCGAAAAUCUAGCAGCUUUAUAUUUCUAUAAUCCAAAUAAGAACGCAUUUUUUGCUGAUACUGGCAAAAGAGCUGCUAGAUAUCCUAACAUACUAGAAUCUAUUGUAUUAUUAUUCGCUCGUUCACCUAAAACACCUUUUGAAGCAAU